AUGUCGCUUUCUAUGUAUAUCUUACACUUUCUCUUUUCCCUUUCUAAUUGUUUUUCUUUUUUAAUUCGUUCUAUCCAUCUCGGUGUUAUCUCUCUAAUCUCUCUCUCCCCUUCUUUCUGUUUAUUUACUUCUUUCUCUCUGUUUCUUCCCAUCUCUCUCAAACCCGCUUUGUUUCUUUUCCUCUCUUCUGAUCUUUUCUUUGCUCAUAUCCCUCUCUCUGUUUCUUUCACUUUCUCUCCCUUUACGUUUAUUUACUUCUUUCUCUCUGUUUCAUUCUCUAUGUUUCUUCCCAAGUCUCUCACUCUCCCCUUGUUUAUUUUCCACGUUUCUACUGUGUGUGUAUCUUCCUCGCUUUCUCUCCCUCUCAAUGAGUUCCUUUCCCUCUCUCUGUUUCUUUCUUUUUAUCUCUCUUUUCUCUAUCUGUUUCUUCCCUGUAAUCACUCUCUAUGUUACUUUGCCUAUUUCCAUCUCUCUGUUUCUUUCUCUUACUCUCGCUUUUCUCUAUCUCUUUAUAAUUCCCCGCUUUUAUUCUAUCUUUCUAUUUUUUGA
Messenger RNA from Acanthosepion pharaonis, 549 nucleotides. The record is from the annotation of a GenBank genome assembly. Lineage: Eukaryota; Metazoa; Mollusca; Cephalopoda; Sepiida; Sepiidae.